This is a messenger RNA of Indicator indicator, 1560 nucleotides long. It is a transcript of the gene GRB14, whose product is annotated as growth factor receptor bound protein 14. Gene Ontology annotation, cellular component: cytoplasm; plasma membrane. Gene Ontology annotation, biological process: insulin receptor signaling pathway; negative regulation of insulin receptor signaling pathway. NCBI's taxonomy places the organism in Eukaryota, Metazoa, Chordata, Aves, Piciformes, Indicatoridae. The record is from RefSeq and is a predicted model, not a curated record. The transcript is spliced from 14 exons. The coding region runs from base 1 to 1560 and encodes 519 amino acids.
AUGGCCGCGCCACUGCCCGGUGUGCCGCGCGGCGCAGGACGGACGGCGCAGACCGCGGGCGGCAGCCUCCGCGGCGCGGCGGGUUCCCCCUGCCCGCUGCCCCUGCCCACGGCGGGGGACCCACCGCCCUCGCCCCCCGACAGGAGAAAAAAGAAAGAUGACAAUAUUUUGGAGAUCACAUCAAUUCCAAAUCCUUUUCCUGAGCUGUGUUGCUCUCCAUUUACAUCAGUUUUGACAGCCAGUCUGUUGCCCAAGGCAACUUCAAGAAAAAAGCAGGUAAUUAAAGUGUAUAGUGAAGAUGAUACAAGCAGAACUUUGGAAGUACCAAGUGAUAUAACAGCCAGGGAUGUAUGUCAACUGUUAAUAUUGAAGAACCAUUAUACUGAUGACCACAGCUGGACUCUGUUUGAACAGCUUACCCACUCAGGUUUAGGAAGAGCUAUAGAAGACCACGAAUUAGUAAUGGAAGUCCAGUCAAAUUGGGUAACGGAAGAGGAAAACAAACUGUAUUUUAGAAAAAAUUAUGCCAAGUAUGAAUUUUUUAAAAAUCCACUGAGAUUUUUUCCAGAUCAUAUGAUAUCUUUUCCAAGUGAGACCAAUGCAGCUGUAAGACACUCUGGGAUAUUACAGAUGUUCCUAAGCUCUGGCACAUAUCCUGAGAUUCAUGGUUAUUUGCAUGCAAAGGAGCAGGGAAAAAAAUCAUGGAAAAAAUGGUACUUUCUUUUAAGAAGAUCUGGUCUUUAUUUUUCCACUAAAGGUACAUCUAAGGAGCCAAGACAUCUGCAGUUUUUCUGCGAAUUCAGCAAUAGUGAUAUGUACAUGUCUUUGACAGGCAAAAAGAUUUCUGGAGCACCAACAAACUAUGGAUUCUGCUUUAAGCCUAACAAAUCAGGAGGAACGAGAGACCUGAAACAGCUCUGUGCAGAUGAUGAACAAAGUAGGACCUGUUGGAUGACUGCAAUUAGGUUGCUUAAGUAUGGGAUGCAGCUGUAUCAGAAUUAUGUGCAACCAUAUCAAGGUAGAGGUGGCUGUAGCCUGUUGAAUGUAACACCUAUGAGAAGCAUUUCAGAAAAUUCUUUAGUAGCAAUGGAUUUCUCAGGGCACAGAAGCAGAAUUAUAGAAAAUCCAACAGAAGCCCUUUCAGUUGCAGUUGAAGAAGGAUUAGCAUGGCGGAGACGAGGGUGUCUACGACUCAACUCACAUGGUAGUCCUGUUGCCAUGUCUAACAUGGCUAUACACAGAUCUCAGUCAUGGUUUCAUCACAAAAUUUCUAGAGAGGAGGCUCAGAGACUUAUUUUGCAGCAUGGACUUGUAGAUGGGGUAUUCCUGGUACGUGAUAGCCAAAGUAAUCCCAAAACAUUUGUUUUGUCAUUGAGUCAUGGAUUAAAAAUAAAGCAUUUUCAAAUUGUACCAUUGGAAGAUGAUGGGAAGCUGUUCUAUACCCUUGAUGAUGGUCACACCAGAUUUACUGAUCUCAUUCAGCUAGUGGAAUUCUACCAACUUAAUAGAGGAGUAUUACCUUGCAAGUUAAAACAUUAUUGUGCGCGAAUUGCUUUUUAA